Gracilinanus agilis (Agile Gracile Mouse Opossum) is the source of this 798-nucleotide messenger RNA. Its product is annotated as endogenous retrovirus group K member 6 Pro protein-like. NCBI's taxonomy places the organism in Eukaryota, Metazoa, Chordata, Mammalia, Didelphimorphia, Didelphidae. The record is from RefSeq and is a predicted model, not a curated record. Gene Ontology annotation, biological process: proteolysis. Gene Ontology annotation, molecular function: aspartic-type endopeptidase activity; nucleic acid binding.
CGAGCCACAACAGGCAGCGCAGGCCUGGACCUCUGUGCCGCCUCCACCCGGAUAUUGACUCCUGAAGAAGGCCCGAUAGUCCUCCCCACCAGCAAAUUCGGACCACUGCCCCCUGGCAUGUUUUUCUUGGUCAUCAGUAGAGCACUCACCACCCUACAAGGUGUCGUAGUGCAUCCCACCCUUGUCGACAACGACUACACAGGGGAGAUAAAACUUAUUAUAGAAUCUCCGCAUGGUCCCGUUACCAUCCCUGCCGAUAGACGCUUAGCUCAAGCCCUCCCCCUUCCUAUGAUCAGCAACUUCCCUGCGGUAGCCCAAACACGAGGCCCUUCUUCACCCGGCUCCUCCAACAUCUAUUGGGUACAACAACUUACUGAGUCCCGACCCACUCUUCAAUUAAAGAUUGAAGGAAAAACCUUCAUGGGAUUGUGUCACGGGGCAGACUCCACUGUUAUUUCCCAGGCCCAUUGGCCCUGUGCCUGGCCCCUUCAACCCUCAUCCACUCACCUGUCAGGAAUAGGUCAGGUCCAAGACACCCUCCAAAGUACUAAGCUCCUUAAUUGGCAAGAUACUGAAGGCAAUAGUGGCACUACCCGCCCCUAUGUAGUCCCGGGACUCCCCGUUAAUCUCUGGGGCAGGGAUAUUCUAGCUCAGAUGCGGCUCCUUAUGGUUAGCCCUAGUGAUGCUGUUACCUCCAUGAUGCUAAAAUCUGGAUACCUCCCAGGAAAAGGCCUUGGAAAAAAUGAACAAGGCAUCUUACACCCAAUAUCCCUCCCAGCCCAAACCGAUAAAGGAGGA